Pteropus alecto (black flying fox) is the source of this 2706-nucleotide messenger RNA. It is a transcript of the gene TMEM229B, whose product is annotated as transmembrane protein 229B. NCBI's taxonomy places the organism in Eukaryota, Metazoa, Chordata, Mammalia, Chiroptera, Pteropodidae. The transcript is spliced from 5 exons. The record is from RefSeq and is a predicted model, not a curated record. Bases 617 to 1150 code for a protein of 177 amino acids.
GCCCCGCAGGGCGGGCAGCGCCGAGUGCCGGGGGCGCCGGCGAUGAUGUGGUUAUGGGGAAGACCCAGCGACCGGGCUGGGGGCGCUGCCCCAUCCCGCUUCUUUGCUUUCGGUUUCGAAGCGGCUGCCCCGGCUCGAGAGCUAGCGACUGAUUAGAUGGAACAGAAGCUGAUUCGUCAUUCACUCAGCUGACAUAUGAAAAUGUUCUUGCGAAAACCUCUCAGCUUUAUUGGGCACAGUAGGGCCUAAGGAGAAGGUUGGUGCCCUCUCGGUGUCUUUAAGGAGCCUACCAUAGAGUUGGGGAGACAAGACUUGGACUCACUGAAAGGGACACAUGGAAGCCGCCUGCCCACUAGCGGAGGAUCAGCUAAGCCCUGGGGCUGAUGCUUGCCCACACUCCUGAGAAUGGCACCGAGGCGCACCAGGCACCAGGACGGAGGUUAACCUGGGACACUCCUGGACAGUGAUCCCGAUGUCUGUUCUGAGCCGCGCACUCAAGGGUGUGAUAACGUGAGCCGCCAUUCCAGCUGACUACACUUCCUCAUAUCCCUGGUCCCUGUCUUCACCCCUAUCUCCUGGCCCCAGCUGGACUUCUAGUCUCCUCCGUUUGACUUGAAUGGACCAGCAGCUGGCCCCAGUCUGCGCCAUGGCUUCCGCGGAGCCCCUGACAGCGCUGUCCCGCUGGUACCUGUAUGCCAUCCAUGGCUACUUCUGCGAGGUGAUGUUCACCGCGGCAUGGGAGUUUGUGGUGAACUUUAAUUGGAAGUUCCCGGGGGUCACGAGCGUGUGGGCGCUCUUCAUCUACGGCACCUCCAUCCUGAUCGUGGAGCGCAUGUACCUGCGCCUGCGGGGCCGCUGCCCGCUGUUGGUGCGCUGCCUCAUCUACACGCUCUGGACCUACCUGUGGGAGUUCACCACUGGCUUCAUCCUGCGCCAGUUCAACGCCUGCCCCUGGGACUACUCCCAGUUCGACUUUGACUUCAUGGGCCUCAUCACCCUGGAGUACGCAGUGCCCUGGUUCUGCGGCUCCCUCAUCAUGGAGCAGUUCAUCAUCCGCAACACCCUCCGCCUCCGCUUUGACAAGGACGCUGAGCCUGGGCUGCCCGGGGACCCCCUGGCCCUGGCCAACGGCCACGUCAAGACUGACUGAGUUGGGGGCUGGUGGGGGUGGGCAGAUCUCACCUGGGCCCUGUGGGGAAAGGUACCAAGCCAGUGGAACUGCUCCCUGCCCCAUCCCGGCCUCAGCCCUGUAGGGCUCGUACAGUCCCCAUUCCUUCCGCUGUGCACAGGCGUUGGGGGCCUGGGCCGGUGAUGGGGGUGGGGUGUCGAGGCAGGACUUUGAGAACGGUCCGUGGGUCUCUGCUCAGCUCAGAGGCUGGUAGCAGGAGACCUCUGUCUUAGCAGCGACUAGGCUACCUGGGUGACUUUGGAAGCAGAAGGCCCUGUCCUGGCUAAGAGGCUCUGAGAAGUGGGCAAACGGUGGGAGGCAAGGUCUGAGGAGGCUUUGGGGUACUGCCUUGGCCACUUGGUGCCCUGUCACCUGGUUUAGUUAGGCUCUGGCUGGUUCCAUUAGGCAAUAUUCAGGUGCUUGCUUGCAACCAAUACCUCCCCGGGAGCCUGCUGAGCUGCAGCCCAAGAAGAGACUGGGCAGCCAGGAGGCUGCUUGGCAGCUGUCUGCGAGGGCUGGAAGGCCUUCCCUUGGCUCCCCUCCCCUCCCCCAGGGCCCCAUGCUGCUUUCUUGGCCUUCUGGGGUCCCCCUGGUGCUGGAUUCCCACCAACCUUGGGCUUUUGGAGGUUUCAAUCCCUGUGUGUUCGGUGGCGUUUCCCCCUUUUCUCUUAUUUUCAAGGCUUUUACCACUAGCAGCCCUUUAUCCAUGUCAAUCACCCCACCAGUUGCCAACCCCAAUGCCCUAGCCAACACAGCAGCUGCCAGAGCUAGAACCCUGGGACAGACCCCGCCCGCCCUCUGCAGCCGUUCCUCCACUAUCGCCCCCGUCUGGUGGGCUGCGGCAGUGCCCUGGUGCUCUCCUCCGCCCGUGCCCACUCCCCACAGUGGCCCAGCUAAAAACGAAUGAUACGCACAACACACAGUCAGGCCGAGAUGGGCCCCACAGAUCCCCAGUGGGGACCUAGAGACAAAUCGAUGUGUGUGUUUGUGGUGGUGGGGAGGUAUAGGCACACCUGACUGGUUUAUUUUUAAGCCAGUCGGGGGCAACCUAGCAUUCUAGGGGAUGGAAGAGCAAUAUCUGUUGUUGGAGACCCAUGGAGGAUGUGCGAGGGGGAAAAAGAUGAAGGCCUCUCAGCUUUGGGAGGGACUUUGGAGCAUCCUUGUGGGGAAGGCAUCAGUUCUGGUUCUGCCAUAGCCCCAGCCCUGCAGCAAAACCUCCUCAGGGCUACCUCCUCCCCACCCCUCCCGGCAAUGCUGACACUUUGAGCUUGCUCCUUAAACAGUAUUGACCCUGCCACGCUCACAGGCAUUGUCAUCUUGGUGGCCCUGCUUUCCUGUGACAGGUACAUUGCUGGCAGCGGACAGGUGAAAGCUUCACUUCAGCCCACUUCCAGCUCUGCCCCUACUCUCCAAGGGGAGGGGUCCAUCAGAAUGCAGCCUAUCCCAUGGUACAUGGUCUCUUCUUGACCACAUUAGGCCUCUUAGGUAGAAAUUAGCCUUUCCCUUUUUAUAGAACAUUAAAAAGUGAUAAUACCACC